Molecule: messenger RNA, 1602 nt
Organism: Penicillium olsonii
Lineage: Eukaryota; Fungi; Ascomycota; Eurotiomycetes; Eurotiales; Aspergillaceae
Source: the annotation of a GenBank genome assembly
AUGGCAUCAAUUGCUUCUUUCAAUAUCUACAAGAGCGCGCUGCUCCUCGCCGCCUUCCUUGGGGUGACUCAGGCCCAGCAAGUUGGCACGAACACUGCUGAGGUGCAUCCGUCCUUGACAUGGCAAAAGUGCACCAGCGGGGGCAGUUGCACCUCGCAAUCCGGCAAGGUUGUCAUUGACUCCAACUGGCGUUGGGUCCACUCCACCAAAAGCAGCACCAAUUGCUAUACCGGUAACACCUGGGAUGCUUCUCUGUGUCCUGACGACGUGACAUGUGCCAGCAACUGCGCUCUUGAAGGCGCUGACUACCCGGGCACCUACGGUGUCACAGCCAGUGGUGGCUCGCUGCGUCUGAACUUUGUCACCCAUGCAUACCAGAAGAACAUCGGUUCACGUCUCUACUUGAUGCAGGAUGAUAGCAAGUACGAAAUGUUCAAGCUGCUCAACCAGGAGUUCACCUUUGACGUCGAUGUCUCGAAGCUACCCUGUGGUUUGAACGGUGCUCUCUACUUCGUCAACAUGGACGCCGACGGUGGCAUGGCCAAAUACCCCGCCAACAAGGCCGGUGCCAAGUACGGUACUGGUUACUGCGACGCACAAUGCCCGCGUGAUUUGAAAUUCAUCAACGGCCAAGCUAACGUUGAAGGAUGGGUCCCAUCUUCCAACGACGUCAACGCCGGAACUGGCAACCACGGCUCUUGCUGCGCGGAGAUGGAUAUCUGGGAGGCCAAUUCCAUUUCCACUGCGUUCACUCCACACCCCUGUGAUGACCCAGCCCAGACCAUGUGCACGGGAGACUCAUGUGGCGGCACUUACAGCGAUGACCGCUAUGGCGGUACUUGUGAUCCUGAUGGAUGUGACUUCAACCCGUACCGCCAGGGUAACCAGUCCUUCUACGGCGAGGGCAAGAUUGUCGACACCAAGAGUCCAUUCACUGUCGUCACUCAAUUCAUCACCAACGACGGUACCGCCACUGGCACUCUCUCCGAGAUCAAGCGCUUCUACGUCCAGAAUGGCAACGUCAUCCCCAACUCGGUCUCCACCAUCACUAAUGUGCCCGGUAACUCCGUGACCGACAAGUUCUGCGACGCCCAGAAGGUCGCCUUCAACGACCCCGAUGUGUUCAGCAAGCACGGUGGUAUGGCCGGUAUGGGCGCCGGUAUGGCCGAAGGCAUGGUUCUCGUGAUGAGUCUCUGGGAUGACCACGCUGCCAACAUGCUCUGGCUGGACAGCACCUACCCCACCACUGCCAGCUCCACUACCCCCGGUGCUGCCCGUGGUAGCUGUGACAUCUCCUCCGGCGACCCCAUCGAAGUCGAGGCUAACCACCCCGACGCAUAUGUCGUUUACUCCAACAUCAAGGUUGGCCCACUCGGCUCCACUUACAACUCUGCUGGCUCUGGCUCUGGCUCUGGCUCCGGAACUACCACUACUGCGGCUACGACCACCAAGGCCACAACCACCACCACCGCUGGUUCCGGGUCCACCACUGGCGCGGCUCAAUUCGCCCAGUGUGGUGGAUCUAGCUGGACCGGUCCUACCACGUGUGUCAGCCCAUACACUUGCCAGAAGCAGAACGACUUCUACUCCCAGUGCCUGUAA